Molecule: messenger RNA, 1836 nt
Organism: Lutra lutra (Eurasian river otter)
Lineage: Eukaryota; Metazoa; Chordata; Mammalia; Carnivora; Mustelidae
Product: serine/arginine repetitive matrix protein 1-like
Exons: 3
Coding region: 1-1761 (586 amino acids)
Source: RefSeq, a predicted model, not a curated record
AUGUCUACUUGCUACAGGUUUUUGAAACGUCAGCUGUUUCAAAUCUACUAUGUAUUGAGAAACAGUGAAUCUAUUUCUAAAAUAUUUGUCGUCCAAGUCUUCUUACAUUCAACUCUCAAUCUGAUAUUGCCUGAUACUUUCCUACCAUCAAGAACUUACAACCAAACGCCGUUUUGCAAGACGCGUGCAAGAAUGGAAAAAGAGCAGACCUCUCCGCCGAUUUUUUUUUUUUUUUUUUUAAACAAGGCAAGUGGCGAUCGCCUCAGAGUGACUGAAGAGUCGGGUAGCCCCAGGCCUUCCUCCCAGCGCGGCCAGGAGGGCGCCCACUCCCAAGGCUGGAAGGCGAGGAGCCCAGCGCCCGCACACCCCCGGCUGGGAUUGGCCGGCCACGCAGUCAUUCAGCGCCGACACGUCAGGGCAGCCGCUCCCUCCCUCCUCCCGCCCCCUUCUCCCCGCGCUUGGCAAGAAAAGCGGGCAACGUGGAGCGGGAACAAAGGACCCCGCGGCCCACGGCGAUCCGGGACGCGGGGCCACCCCACUCCAGGCCCGAGGCACCGAUGCAGCCCGGGGCCGGCUCCCCGCCCACACGCGCCGAGUCCUGGGAGGUCCCCGGGAAGAGAGUCCAGACCUCGUGAGAGACCCAGACACAGGGAGUCGGUUCCUGACAGCGGGAAAGGAGAUUCCCGCGUUCUCCUUCCGGCAGUCAUCCCUGCCGCGUGUCGCCCUGACCCAGGCCCCCGAGAAUCCCAAGGGCAAAAACUCCCGCCCUACUUCCUCUGCCCGAGCUCCCUCAGAGGCGGCCCGCAGCCGCCUCGGCCGCCAACGCGACUCGGCAACCAUGGCAGCGCCGGGAGCGCGGGGCCCGCGCGGCGCCAGCUCCUCGCCCCCAGAAAGCGGCAGCAGCGGCUUGGAGCGUCCUCCCCCGGGACCAGGACUCUGCUCCGCGCCUCGCACCGUCUCCCCAGCCGCUCGCGCCAUCCCUCUGCUCGGACUCCGGUCGCGCCCUCUUCCUCCUCCACCGUCUGGAACCUGCGCGUAUUACCUGGUUCAUCUCUGAAGAGAUGGAAAAACUCAUGUCUGGAGCUUCGAUGGGGAGCAGGAGGAAGCGGGCGGGAAUCGGCCCAACGGAAAGCGCCUCGAGGCCGCGGAACGGGGGAGCGGUUGAGCGGGAAGACCAGCAGUCAGCCGCAGAGGCUGCGAGGAGGGGCCGCGCCACCGAGGGUUCGCGGGGACUCGCUCGCUCGCUGGCACUGCCGCGCCGAAGCAGCAGGCGGAGAGACUGUGCAGCUCAGCUCUGAGCGACCGACCUCCACGCGCGUCCCGGAGACACUGCCGCCGCCGCCGCCCCGCUCGCGCCGCACCCCCUCGCACGUCACCACGUGCGCCGCUGCCGUCCCCGCCGCCGCCGCCAAUGUCUCCCGGCAGCUUCCGGCCCGAAUCCGUCAGCGAAUCACAAGCGAGCACGAGAAAGCUCCCGCUCGCGGCCCCGCCCACCGCUCGCCCAGCCUCUCCUUCGCCCUCUUGGGUUCCUUCCUGCUCGGCUCAACUAGGUCAAGGCAAGGAAAACAGCUUCUCAAUGAAAAGCCAUUCCUUGGAAGAGAUUCACCUCCAGAAGGAGGUGGUCUGAAUGAAGAUUGUGCUGCCAUUGAAGGGUUGGCUGAUGUCAUAAGCUGCCUUUUUCUGCUUCUGGAAAGCCCUAUCGACACAUCAUCACAUAGGGAUGGACCCCAGCUUGUUACUCAGGUCCCUACUCAAAUGUAACUUGCUCAGAGAAGCCUUCUCUGAGGACUCUCCCUGCCUGCCAGAGAUACUGUGUAUCAUGUUACUGUGAUUAAU